Alternaria infectoria is the source of this 2934-nucleotide messenger RNA. RefSeq lists its product as uncharacterized. The record is from RefSeq and is a predicted model, not a curated record. The transcript is spliced from 2 exons. Gene Ontology annotation, molecular function: zinc ion binding. Lineage: Eukaryota; Fungi; Ascomycota; Dothideomycetes; Pleosporales; Pleosporaceae. Bases 1 to 2934 code for a protein of 977 amino acids.
AUGGCGGCGACUAACAACGUCCCCGUGACUCUGGACACGCCCAUCGUCGUCAAGGUCCUGUUCCGCGGCCAGACGAAGAAGUUCAAGCUGCCGUUGAAGGAUCUCGGAGCUCACGUGCUGCCCGACAAGCUCCGCAGUGUUCUUCAGCUUGAAGCCGGCGAGCAGGUCGUCUUCGAGCGCUAUUCCGACUCUGCCGCCUCGUAUGUCACCCUUGACGCGGACAAGCCCCAGGUCUACAAGACGCUCUUCCGCGCCGCAAAGGCGAAGCUCAAGUUGCGUCUGAGGGCCACCGUACCCGGCGAAGAGCCCGUGGCUGCGCCCGCACCUACACCCGCGCCAAACCAUGUGGUCCGACACUACCAGCCCACUGCCCACCCCGUCAGCACCGAGACUCUCACUCCACUGGGCGGCGCUCCCGUCUCUCCCGUCAUUGCCCGCUCCCCAGAAAUCAAGCCCACCGAGAGCACCAGCCCUGUAUCGCCACCAACGACGGUAGAUGCUGACGGCGAGGCUCCCGUACCGCAGGCCUUCACCGCUCGUCAGAGUAAGCAGCAAUUCCACAUAUCCAUGUCGCACGAUCUUCGGCUAAUGCAGUGUACAGGCUUCUUUAACAACCUCGCAACUGCGAACUACAACUCCGGUCUCGCAUUCCGCCCUAAGCCGAGCAACGCCUGCACUUCGUGGGUCGUAUACUGCAACAACUGCAACGAGCCCAUGGAGGACGAGCACUUCCACUGCAGUGUAUGCGACGGUGGCGAUUACGAUCUCUGCCCGGCCUGCGUAGACAACGGCAUCCACUGCCCCGGAAGCGGCCACUGGAUGGUCAAGCGUUUCGUCAAGAACGGCAGCGUCGUCAACAGCACCACCCAGCGCAUCGCACCCAAGGUCAAGGCCGAGACCGAGGAGCCCCAACAACAGGAGAUCCCAGGCGCCUUUACCGAUGAGAAGCAGUCCGUCACAUAUGAGGAGGAGCCAACCCGCACCUGCAACUGCUGCGUCAAGGUCCUCCCCGAGAAGGAAUUCGUUACCUGCGUUCCUUGCGAAGACUACGACCUCUGCCUCACUUGCCAUGUUAGCAACAAGCACGGUCACCACCCUGGUCACACCUUCAAGCCCGCCACGUCCGAGACUGUCCUGCCUACCCUGGCCGAUUUCUUGUGCAAUUCUGGCAGGAACGUCCGUCACAACGCCGUCUGCGAUGGCUGCGACAAGUUCAUCUAUGGUGUCCGCCACAAGUGCUUGAACUGCCCAGACUGGGACUAUUGCUCUGACUGCCUCAAGAACGCCAAGUUCAUCCACCCCCGUCAUCGCUUUGUUCCCAUCUACGAGCCUUUGGCAGAGCCUCUGAACAGCGCAAACCGCCACUACGGUAUCUACUGUGACGGUCCCCUCUGCAAGGACAAGGAGAACCUGUCAUACAUUGACGGCGUCCGCUACAAGUGUGCUGUUUGCCACGACACCGACUUCUGCCAGAACUGCGAGGCCCAUCCCAGCAACAAACACAACCACACCCACCCGCUGAUCAAGUUCCAGACGCCUGUACGCAGCGUUAGCGUUACUACACUCAACGACGACAAGCAGCGUAAGUCUAUGGCUAGACUCGGCGACCGCAUGUGCGAUAGGCGAUCUACCUCAACCGAGACUGCCCCAGUCGCCCCUUCCACCAAUGCUGCGACCCAAGUCCAGACCAUUGUCGACGUGAAGCCAUCCGCGGAGCCUCAGGUUAAGAAGGAGAAGAUCGCUAUUCGCGACCUUCUCGUCGACUCCGUUGAGCCGGUGCAAGAGAAGCCUGCCGUACCUGCUCAGGUCAAGGCGCCAGUCAAGACCGAGGCUAUUCCCAUUCCUAGGUCAGAGACUGCUACCGAGGGCCUCGACGCGCACUUCAUCCUGGACACCAUCAUUGAUGGUUCCAAGAUCUGUGCAGGCCACCAGUUCGUUCAGGUCUGGACUCUUCGCAACCCUGGCCCCAACGCUUGGCCACGAGGCUGCAGCGUCCGACACGUUGGUGGUGACAACAUGCUCAACAUCGACAACACCCGUCCUUUGAGCCACGUUGAGCUUGCUGAAGCUAGCGAGAGCAACGUUCUUGGCCACACUGUCGAGGCUGGCGAGGAAGCCCAGUUCCGUGUGCUCAUGAAGGCACCCCAGCGCGAGGGCACUGCCAUCUCCUACUGGCGCCUGAAGACCCCCGAGGGUAUGCCCUUCGGCCAUCGCCUCUGGUGUGACAUUGCAGUCGUUGCCGUGCCCUCGCCUGUCGUCGCUCAGCCAGCUAUCCCCAUGCCAGUCCAGGUUCCUACUCCCGCAUCCGGCUCAGCCACCACGUUCGAGGUGGCUCCUAGGUCGAACCCUCUGUACGACCGCCUCCUACAGGCCAGGGCUGAGCGCAUGAAGCAAAUGCAACACACUCAGCAACAACAACUGCAGAAGAUGAAGGAUGCACACCACUCUCUGCAGCAACAGCUGGAUCAGCAGAAGAUGGAGCGUGUCCAGCGUGUACGCAAGGCUGCCAUGGAGCGUCUCAUGGAGGGCCGCCGCAAGGUGCACGAGGAGGCCAACCGUCGUAAGGAACACGAGGCUGCCCUUGCCACUAUCAAGCAGGAGCCGGUUGCUUCUCCCAAGGAGGAAGUCAAGGUUGAAGAGCCAGUUGCCGAACUCCCAGUCGAAGAAAAGCAGUCUGCAUCUGAGCCCAUCGCUUCCGGCAUGAUCUUCCCUCAGCUUGACAAGGAGUCGCCCGAAUCCAGCACUUACGAGUCUUCUACCACUGCUCAACCCGCCUCUCCAUCCGAGAAGAGCACCGUUGCACGUACUGUCACCGUUGCCUCAGAUGACGAGUUCUUUGAGGAUGCUGAGAGUGUCGCCCUGAUGUCCGACGAUGGCUUCAUGACCGAUGAGGAGUACGACAUCCUCGAUGCCAGCGACGAAGAGAUGCAGUAG